Molecule: messenger RNA, 3204 nt
Organism: Rhincodon typus (whale shark)
Lineage: Eukaryota; Metazoa; Chordata; Chondrichthyes; Orectolobiformes; Rhincodontidae
Gene: slc2a8
Product: solute carrier family 2 member 8
Exons: 10
Coding region: 345-1700 (451 amino acids)
Biological process (GO): transmembrane transport
Cellular component (GO): membrane
Molecular function (GO): transmembrane transporter activity
Source: RefSeq, a predicted model, not a curated record
GGCCCGUGUGUUUUUGGGGGAGGGGUGAGGUGACGUGAGGUAUCUAAUACAGGGACGCCCCUGUCAAGGGGGCGGUGGGGAAGCGGUAAAAACAACAGAAUCCGGCCUCUCGAAACUAAAAGAAAGGGAGGGGAGGUCGAUAGGUGAAAGAGAUGGUGGUGUGCUCUGUGUGUGAUUGAACGCGAGCGGUCGAACAAGCGGAGCCGCUCCGUCGGCAAAUGGCAGACGAGGCUGUUGUUGUGGGGGAGGGGAGGUCACAUGAGGGUCAUCUCCCUUGUCUCCCAGAGCGCAUGCUCCUCCCUCAGCAUCUGGUGCGGUAGUAGUAGGAGGAGGGGAGGAGGACAAUGAGCAAUGAAGAACACACGCCGCUCCUGGAACCUGGUGCUGGAGGUUUCACUGAACAACAACAACAGUAUUUUCAUAACGUGUGGAAUAGGAAUCUCUACCUGGCUACAUUUGCUGCUGUUCUGGGGCCUCUUAGUUUUGGCUUUGUCCUUGGCUACAGUUCUCCUGCCAUUCCGGAAUUGCAAACUGAUUCAAACUUGCAUCUGCAUCUUGAUUCCACUCAGGCUUCCUGGUUUGGGUCCUUAGUUACGAUAGGUGCAGCUGUGGGUGGCAUAAUUGGAGGAUGGAUUGUUGAUAAAAUUGGCAGAAAGCUGACCCUGAUGAGCUGUGCUGUUCCGUAUGUUGUCGGGUUUACGAUAAUCGUUGCAGCACCGAAUGUCUGGAUGCUGUACAGUGGUAGAAUAUUGACUGGAUUGGCCAGUGGAGUCACCUCACUGGUUGUGCCUGUCUACAUUUCUGAAAUGGCCCACCCUAAAAUACGAGGGCUGUUAGGAUCCAGUGUUCAGCUGAUGGUGGUAACUGGAAUCAUGGGUGCAUAUGUCGGUGGAAUGGUCUUGACCUGGUAUUGGCUUGCUGUGUUAUGUUCCUUACCACCAACCCUCAUGGUCGUACUAAUGUGCUUCAUGCCAGAAACUCCACGGCACCUGCUUAGAAAGAACAAACGUGCUGAAGCACUAAGGGUCCUGGCAUGGCUGAGAGGACCUGAAGUAGAUUCUGAAUGGGAAUGCAGACAGAUUGAAGCAAAUUGUGAAGAGCAGGAUACCAAGUUUGCACUUUCAGAGCUAAAAAAUCCAACAAUUUACAAGCCUUUACUUAUAGGAAUAUCUAUGAUGCUAUUUCAGCAGUUAAGUGGAAUCAAUGCAGUGAUGUUUUAUGCUGAAAGCAUCUUUGAACAAGCAAAUGUUAAGAACAGCAGUGAGGGCUCUGUAAUAGUUGGUGUUGUUCAGGUAGUUUUCACAGCUGUGGCUGCUAUCAUCAUGGACAAAGCAGGGAGAAAACUUCUCCUGGCAAUAUCAGCGUUGAUCAUGUCCAUCAGUGCAGCAGUCUUUGGGGUAUAUUUUAAAAUCUGGCAAGCACAUAUCAACAACUCCUCUCUACAUAAAACGGACAUUUUAACUGUUGUGAAUUCAGUUUCUGAGGUUCCAACAUGGUUGCCUCUUGUCUGUCUAGUCGUCUUUAUAACAGGUUUUGCACUUGGCUGUGGCCCUAUUCCAUGGUUGGUGAUGUCAGAGAUAUUUCCAGUCAGGGCGAGAGGCAUAGCAAGUGGAGCAUGUGUCCUGACAAACUGGUCAACAGCGUUUUUGGUAACCAAGGAAUUCCAUGACCUUGUUAAAUACAGCAGACUGUGGAAUUGAGAGAUACCAAACAGCCUAUUCAGACAUUGAAUCAGAAACAAUAUCUGAAUGUUUUACUUGAAAGGUAAAGCACUAAAUGACGAAAUAGAGACUACUUCAAAUACUAGCCGAUGAGAAAUUGGUUGUUGAUCAGGUCCUAUUUAAGGUUUGUAACAACCUUACAUUUUUCCACCUUAUACUCUAUCUGUCAAAGAUUUGAGAGGUGUCAAAAAUAUCAGCAUUCAAAUAGAAGCUAUGUAUAUUGCUUGUUACACAUUGAAGAUCGCUGCUACAUGUGGAAGAAGGAAUAAAAUUUGUUGCUACCAUUUUGUAGUAAAAGUCAUGCCCUUUAUGAAAUUAGUCAGUGCUUUUGUUCACUUUAUGCAUAAAUAUUAGUAUAUUCCUUUGUUUCUUUUAAGUAUUUAAAUAACUUUUUUAUAUUACCAGAAAAUCUCAAAUGAUUCAAUUUUGUUUCAGGAAAACAUUACCCAGUAUGGGACCUUCUGGCUCUUUUCAAGUUUCUGUUUCAUGAAUCUGCUCUUCACCAUUUUCUUUGUCCCUGAAACAAAAGGGAGAACAUUGGAACAAAUUGAGGCCUAUUUUAAAGCAACUACUUAAGGGCGGUUAAAUGAAUCAAUUAUUUUAAAGCUGCUUUUAUUCAAUAUUGUAUACCUGUGAUUGUAUACAAUUCUUUUAAAGUGGUAAUUAAACAGUACCAAACCCUGGGCCCCUGUUGAUACUGCAACUGUCGAUAUCAUAUCUUAUCAUUGUUUAUUUCCUUGCAUUGGUUCCCUGCUCAUCUUCCCCUAUAAUCUGUUUUAACACGAAACACAAAUUCUAGGACCAGAAGUCACGCUACACUGGUGUAUAUAUAGAAACAGAAGACUGGACCCAAGUGAAUAUAGUACUGUACAGAUUAAUAUUUUUAUGUUUUAAAAUUUUAUCUUAAAUUUGUUUUGACAAUUGUCCAUGGUCACUACAGCAAGCCAAAUUUGUAUGAGUCAUUUGGUGGAAAAAUCUCAAAUGGCCAAGUUUGUAUGCAAACACUUAUUUGGGGUAAUUUGAAGGAUUGUGUAAACCAGAACCAGCAAAUGAGAAGUCCAUUUUCAUUUCUCCCAAUUCCCUACUAUCCAAAGUCAAAAUUGCCACCACAGUGUCUAUAGCAAAUUUGUUAAAAACAAGUAGCAAGGCCCAUUAUCCAAAGCAACUACUUAAUGCAAGCCUAAUUUCUUUCAAAAAUGUGUAAUUAUCGUAUUAUUGUAAAUUGAAGAGAAUUGACAAGGUUACUUAUUCCUUGUUGCUUUGAUAUGUUUUAUGUUUUAACAGAAGAUUACAUACUUGGACUUUGUUUGUAACCCUAUUUAACACACUACCUCACUGAAUAAUGUCAGCAAAAUGAAGCAUGUUGUUAAUUUUAUGUUUACCUUGCUUGUUAUAAAAUGUGAAUUAUAAAAUACUUGCUUGGUUUUUAAAAUUAUGUUGAAUUUUUUUUUGCCAAUAUUGUAAUAAAUCGAACAUAAUGGAA